Messenger RNA from Monoraphidium neglectum, 399 nucleotides. RefSeq names its product Acetyl-coenzyme A carboxylase carboxyltransferase subunit beta. NCBI's taxonomy places the organism in Eukaryota, Viridiplantae, Chlorophyta, Chlorophyceae, Sphaeropleales, Selenastraceae. Bases 1 to 399 code for a protein of 132 amino acids. The transcript has 2 exons. The record is from RefSeq and is a predicted model, not a curated record.
AUGAACUCCUUGUCCAGUAGCGCGGGUACGGCGUCCCGUGUGCAGCCAGCCGCGCCGCACGGCCGCCCGCACCCGGCCGCGCCGCCGGCGCCCCGACGCAGCCCCGCCGCGCCGCGCGCGGCCGCAGCCGACGGCAACCCCAUCAUAUCCCGCCCGGUCGGCGUCGCCGCCGCCCCCGCGGCCUCCGCCGCGGACGCCGCCGCCGAGAAGGGCACCAAGCCGGUCGACCGCAGCAAGGGUCUCUGGACGCGCUGCGACAAGUGCGGGGUGAUCCUCUACAUAAAGCACCUGAAGGAGCACCACCACAUCUGCUUCGGCUGCAACUACCAUCUGAAGAUGAACAGUCAGGAGCGGAUAGAUCACCUGAUGGACCGGGGUGAGCCUGGGGUGAGGGAGUAG